AUGCAGGAUCACGAACUCGAGGUGACGACGCCACCCGAAGACGUCGCCAACCAAGGGGGACCGGACCGUUUUCUGGCGCUCUCCUCGCAUAAAUCAUUGGUUGUGCACGACCGAUCGGGUCUACGUCUCUCUUUCGCCGGCCUUCUGCCGAUUACGACGGGCGACAAUGGGGAGCCACGCAUCUGGGGCGCCAGCAUUAUACUGAAUAGUGCCGAGCUCGGUGAGUCAUCGGCAGGCACGUUCACUUCGCAUUUAAACGCUCAGAAUUCCCCGAAAUCAACUUCAAACUCCGGGCGACGGCCUAUAAGUCGAUGAAGGCGCGUUUGACAUGCAAUCAUAGCAAAGGAAGUGUCAAAAAAGGGGAUGUGGUUGUGAUAUCUGUAAUUGAAUUCGGCGUCUAACGCAGAAAAAUGCUCGUUUUCUUCAGUUCCGACUUCCGGAGACUUCCAUCGGAUCCACCCAUUUGACUCUUCUGAUUGACGGAAGUCCGUACGAAGUCCCGCUUUUCAAGAUCCCCAAGUCUGACUAUUACUGGAUCGGAAAAAAUACCAAUGGUCCGGACUACAGUCAAAUAUCUCGAAAACAUUGUCGUUUCAGUGCCAGCUUCUAGUCAGUUCCACGACAAUCGUCGUAUUUCUGCAAGUCCAAAGAUGGAAUCCACCCCACAUAACAUCUCGCCAGGGCGUUUCGAGCAACUUCCGGAAGGACUGAAGACGUUUCUCUCGGGGGGAAACGGUCUGCAAUCCGUGUGCACACUACUUCAUCCACAUGCCGUUUCCCUAUUCCACGACCUAUCCGCUAUCAAAAAUAACAAGUUCGAAAUGUGCGGACUGACGGACAGUGAGAAUGUGACCGAUGUGAUCGGCAAUGAGAUUGUGCGAAGAUUCCACGAUGCGAAUCGCCAGAAAUUCGCAACCACGCCGGCGAUGAUGCUGAAAGAAGGCGCUGUGUAA
Molecule: messenger RNA, 953 nt
Organism: Caenorhabditis sp. 36 PRJEB53466
Lineage: Eukaryota; Metazoa; Nematoda; Chromadorea; Rhabditida; Rhabditidae
Source: the annotation of a GenBank genome assembly